Cuscuta campestris is the source of this 1742-nucleotide messenger RNA. The record is from the annotation of a GenBank genome assembly. Lineage: Eukaryota; Viridiplantae; Streptophyta; Magnoliopsida; Solanales; Convolvulaceae.
CUGAAUACACAUUCUAAAAACUACUUGUACUCAUUCCCACUUAAACCAGUAUUCAUUCUUGCCCUAACCGAGGAUUUCAAUCAUCAUCCCCUGCAAAACUCCAUCAUCAUCACCAGUCUUCCUUCUUCUUCUUCUUCAUCACUGCAUCUUUCUGCUAGAGAGAAGGAAAGACAGAACAUCACAUUUGAACUGUAGCGAUGGCGAAGGAGAACGAGCCUGCAAAGCUGCUACUACCUUACCUUCAAAGAGCGGAUGAAUUGCAGAAACACGAACCGCUCGUCGCCUACUACUGUCGGCUGUAUGCAAUGGAGCGGGGAUUGAGAAUUCCUCAAAGCGACCGUACAAAGACCACCAAUUCCCUGCUUGUUUCUCUGAUAAAUCAGCUCGAAAAGGAUAAGAAGUCACUGCAGUUAGGACCAGAUGACCAUUUACAUGUUGAGGGGUUUGCUUUGAAUGUUUUUUCAAAGGCAGACAAACAAGAUCGCGCCGGACGAGCUGACUUGAAUACAGCAAAGACUUUUUAUGCUGCAAGCAUAUUCUUUGAGAUUCUUAAUCAAUUUGGUGAAAUUCAACCUGAUCUUGAACAGAAACAGAAGUAUGCAGCAUGGAAGGCUGCAGACAUAAGAAAAGCUCUGAAAGAAGGAAGGAAGCCUGUUCCAGGACCUCCCGGUGGCGAGAAAGAUUCACCUGACAUGUCAACUACUCCCACCACCAAUGAAUAUGAUCUUCCUGAGUUUAGGCGUAGUGAUUCCUCUAUGAAACCCUCGCCAGAACCCAACUCAUCCCCACACCAAGCCUAUGGUAAUUCACACUCUCCCUCAUUUUCUCGUUCUUAUUCAACUGAGGAUUAUCCUUCUCGUAGUUUCCAACAGCUUCCUCCAAAUCACGUUUCUGAAGAUGAUCAUCGCUCUCAUAAUUCUUCCCUUCAACCUCCUCCUCCUCCUCCACCAAGUAACGAAUCUGAAGUCGAUUAUCAAGCUCAUCAUUUCCAACAACCUCCUCCAAAUCACAAUGCAGCCAGCCCUAGUUAUCCUCAUCCCCAGGCCCAGCCCUACAAUCAUCAACCCUACAUGCAAGAGACAACUUUGCCACAGCAACACUAUCACCAUCCUUCACAAGACAUUUCCUCGCCCUACUCAUAUCCGAAUUUCCAAUCUUAUCCUAGUUUUGCCGAGACCAGCCUUCCUUCCACCCCUUCUCAUUAUCCUUCUUACUACCAAGGCACCACUGAUGCUUCUUCUUCCCAUUCUGUGUUGUUCCAAUCUUCUAAUGUAGCGACCCACCCAUCAACGUCUCAUUACAACCCAAGCAACACAAGUGGGCCCACUUCAGAAUCCUCACCGCCCGGUUUGACCAAGACUUACCAGUACGACAGCAAUUACCAGCCUCCCCCUGAUAAAAUAUCAGAGGCUCACAAGGCUGCGAGGUUUGCCGUGGGAGCUUUAGCAUUUGAUGAUGUUUCGGUUGCCGUGGAUUACCUGAAAAAAUCACUUGAGCUUUUGACAAAUCCCUCCGCUGAGAACUGAUUGAUGGUUGAAGCCCAUGAAGAAAGGAGUUUGAGCUAUCAUGGCAUGGUGGGUGGCUUUGAGAUUUCCUGAUUUGAUAAAACAUUUGCUUUAACUGUGGAUUCAUAUCCAUUUGAAUGUUCAUAUCAAUUAUAUCUUCGGUUGUCAUUUUGAGAGUGCACGUAUGAUACUUGCAUAUACAUAAAUUCAAAACGGAACUAAAACAUUUCUGGAAUA